GUGGGUGUCAGGGGCUGAUCUAACCCGGGGUCGGUGCCGGUUCUGUGUCCUGUAGAUCUUUGUCCUCACCCUUCACCAUGAAAGCAGCACAUGGAGCCCAAAACGAGCCUCAUGGACAUCAACAAGAUAUUCUCCCUGCUGCAGCCCAGGGAUGACGAGGAGGACAACGAGGACAGCGAGGAGCUGAGCAGGGCUGUGUGCCAGGACGACCACGAAACGCUGGCCCGGCUGCUGUGCCAGGACAGGUACAAGAGGCUCCUGAACCGCAGGAGUGGCUGGGGGGUCCCCAGCACCCCCCUGCGCCUGGCAGCCACCCGGGGCUGCCUGAGGAGCCUGCGGGUGCUGCUGGCCCACGGUGCCCAGGUGGACAGCCUGGAUGUGAAGGCUCAGACCCCGCUCUUCGUGGCCGUCAGCAACGGGCACGGCGAGUGCGUGCGGGCGCUGCUGGAGCACGGUGCCAACCCGCUGGGCAGCAUCUACAACAACUGCUCGCCGCUGCUGCUGGCUGCCAGGGACGGGCAGCUGGACAUCCUGCGGCAGCUGCUGGAGCACGGAGCCCAGCCCAAUGUCCAGGCCAGGCUGCCGGAGUGGGCGGCCAACUCGGUGUCGUGCUCGGGGCCGCUGUACCUGGCGGCCGCCUACGGGCACCUGGAGUGUUUUCGGCUGCUGCUGCUGCACGGGGCUGAUCCCGAUUACAACUGCACCGAGCAGGCUGUGCUGGCUCAGAUCCGGGAGCCCAAAACCCUGCUGGAGACGUGUCUGAGGCACGGCUGCCACAGCCAUUUCAUCCGGCUGCUCAUCGAUUUUGGGGCCAACGUGUACCUGCCCAGCGUGCCCAUGGACGGGGUGGCACCGCACAGCGAGGGGCUGGAGCUGCUGCUGCAGGCCAGAGCUCAUCCCAAAUCCCUGCUGUCCCAAUCCCGGCUGGCCGUGAGGCGUCUCCUGAAGCAGCCCAGCCUCUCAGCCGCCCUUGGAAAGCUGGAGAUCCCCACAGUCCUGGCCAAAUACCUGCAGCACGAGCCCUGA
Molecule: messenger RNA, 1026 nt
Organism: Sturnus vulgaris (Common starling)
Lineage: Eukaryota; Metazoa; Chordata; Aves; Passeriformes; Sturnidae
Gene: ASB12
Product: ankyrin repeat and SOCS box containing 12
Biological process (GO): positive regulation of transcription by RNA polymerase II
Cellular component (GO): nucleus
Molecular function (GO): transcription cis-regulatory region binding; protein binding
Source: RefSeq, a predicted model, not a curated record